Messenger RNA from Vicia villosa (hairy vetch), 1699 nucleotides. Its product is annotated as F-box/kelch-repeat protein At3g23880-like. The coding region runs from base 80 to 1234 and encodes 384 amino acids. The transcript is spliced from 2 exons. The record is from RefSeq and is a predicted model, not a curated record. Gene Ontology annotation, molecular function: protein binding. Lineage: Eukaryota; Viridiplantae; Streptophyta; Magnoliopsida; Fabales; Fabaceae.
CAAAGGUUUUAUAAUCUGGAAUUAGGGUUGUAGAAAAGGUUGGUUUACUCGGUCCAUACAGAAGGAAGAAUACUCAAGAAUGAAGGAGACUCUGAAUCUUCCUCAUGAACUGAUCAUUCAAAUCUUACUAAGGUUACCAGUUAAAUCUCUUGUACGCUUCAAAUGCGUUUGUAAGUUAUGGCUUUCUCUCAUCUCUGAUUCCUGUUUUGCAAAUUCUCAUUUUGAACUCACAGCCGCAACAGGCGAACCUAGAAUCAUGUUCACAUCAAACUUCUUUCAUGAAUCUCGAUCUAUAGAUUUAGCAACGUUACUAGACUAUUAUUCUACUUCACUCAACCUUGAUUUUUUGCAUCCCCUUUCCAAAUCUGAUUUUCGUAUUGAAAUGAAAAGCUCAUGUAGAGGGUUUAUAUUUUUGAACUGUUCUUCAAGUAUCUUUUCUUCAAAAAUCUAUCUAUGGAAUCCAUCCACAGGAGUUCACAAACAUAUACCUUUACCUCCUGUUGUUUCCAAUAAAGACCCUGAUGAUAUCCUUUAUCUAUAUGGUUUUGGGUAUGACCACUCAACAGAUGAUUACUUGGUGGUUUCAAUGUUAUGUGAUAUAAGUAAGGCCUUCUCUGACAUUUCAUCCCAUUUGAACAUUUUUUCAUUGAGAGCUAAUACAUGGAAACAAAUUGAGUGUACUGCUUUGUUGAACUAUAGUCACUUUCCUUACAUGGAUGACUUUUUUUAUGAAGAGAGAGUAGGAUUUCUCUGUAAUGGGGCUCUGCAUUGGUUGGCUUGUCAUGAUUAUUUAAACGAGUAUGUUAUUUUUUCCUUUCAUUUAAUUGAAAGAGAAGUUUUAGAAAUGUCUUUUCCAAAUGAUUUUGACCAUGAUUUUAACCAAGAAUCAAUGGAUUGUGAUUUGUGGGUAUUUGGAGAAUUUCUUAGUCUAUGGGCUAUGGAGUAUCGUUCUCUUGUUAAUAUAUGGGUUAUGAAAGAAUAUGGACUGCAUUCGUCUUGGACUAAGACUCUUGUUUUGUCUAUUGUUGCCAUUCCGACUCGGUACUUUUAUCCAAUAUGCUGUACAAGAAAUGGUGAAAUUAUUGGAACAGAUGGUGGUACUGGAUUGUUUAAAUACGAUGACAAAGGACAAUUGCUUGAGCAUCACUCGUAUUCUAAUGAUCCGGACGGAUGUCAAGUCGCUGUGUAUAUAGAGUCUCUGCUUUCACUCCCUUCUGACAAUGAACAAGCUUAAGUAGAUGACACAAUCAAGAAGAAUGAGAGAAUGUGAAAAGCGACAAGUGCAAAAAUCUUGAUAAACCAGUUGUUAGAGUUAAUAUUGUUGAGCAUGUUUAAAUGCUGUCUUUGAAGUGGCUGAAGGUGAAGUAUACAGUAAUCUGUUUUUUUUCUUACUCAAUGGAGCUGGUGCAGGAUGUUAAAAUUGAAAAUGUUUGCUUUGCUGACUGUUAUUGCAGGAUUGUUUAAUUGGGGAAUUGUUACUUAAAAUCACUUACUGCAUUAUAAUUUUAAGCAUAUUCACAAGUCAACCUAGUUUAGGAGGCCAAAAUAAAUUGUCAAAAUGAUUCAUUCUAAUUGAAUGAUAGUUUAAAGUGAUAUUCCAAUUAAACUCUUUGUAAUUAACAAUAUUUCAAAGACUUAGUACACUAGAAAGUUCUGUGUACCUUAUAUUAGUUCACUUAAAAAUAUUUUACGAGCACCU